AAGGCCAUACAGUGAGGCAGAACGCAAUGUGCUGGCUGUGCAUUUGCUUGAUCAGACACAGAGUGAAGCUCCCUCCACAUCGUCCCAUCACGUAUUCCCAGGGUCAGACACAGAGAGGAGCUGUGCUGACUGAGCUGGGAGAAAUCGAAGGAAAACUACUGGAUAAAGUUCGUGGAAUACUUUGGAGGUGGCUCUAAAAGUCUCUUGGACAACUGAGUGAGUGACGGCGUUGGCGUGGAAGCUCGGUGUGGAGUUUUUGCUGCCGGUUUGGACUGGGUUUGUUGGCGGCUGCUUACUGCGUAGCUCCCAGCUGCGGCCGCUGGCAACUCGCCAGUAAGCCGGUUCGCUCCAAAACCGGAGGCAAACGCCGUCGUUUUCCCCCCAUUGACAUCGGGGCAACGUUCCUCCUCCAUUGUUUUCCUGAUUUUUCGUCCGGUGUCGGUGCCGGUGCCGGAGCAUCUGGAAGGACGUUUCGGCCUCUCCCGGCCUGGGUCUCUGCAAGUCCGACGGAGCCUUUCCUGGCGCCGAGCCAGCGAGGAACUGUCGACUGCAAACUUUCCCGGCCAGUUAUUCGACUCGCUCCAGGACUUGUAACUGGCACCGCCGCAAAAUUCUCGGACUGGAAAGAGCGCCAGCAUGCCGGACCGGUCUCCAGGGAGUCGCGGGCCUUCGGGGAGUUACGCAAGGGCGGCUGCCUCCCCGGCCUCGGACAACGCCCUGUUUCGGUCGGUGAAGGUGGAACGUGGGGUGCAAUGUAUUUUGCGCCCUGGAAUGACACUAGAAAAGUGUACGGAGGCAAUGGAGGACCUUGUGGGGAAAGGUGGUAUUCUGGCCACCGAGGAGGAGUUCGGAAAGGCGGUGUUCUAUCUGGUGAAUGAAGAGCUAGUGCACCGGGCCCUAAGCAGGGGAGUCACGGUGGACAACAUCUUUUUACCUAUGGAGCUGGUGACGGCCCCCACGCAACGUAUCGUGCUUGGGCAUGUUAAGCCUUUCAUUCCAAAUGAGGACUUGCUUCCCCCACUGGCCCGUUUAGGGCAAGUAAGGUCGGAGAUCACUGCCAUCCGACACAAAUUUAAGAGACGCACCCUCCGCACCUUAAUCUCUUUCCGGCGUCAGGUUUUCAUGCAGCUGGAAAGGGAGGACGAUGUUGAGGGCCGCUUUACUGUCCGGCACGAGGGAGUAGAUUAUCAGGUGUACUGGAGCUCCGAGCGCCCACGGUGCCAUGCGUGCAGGGAGGUGGGGCACUUUCGGAGGGACUGUCCUGCCGCCCGGAACCCGAGGGAGCCCACUUCGGGCACCAGUGCCGCAGCUACCUCUGCCCCUGAUCCUACUCCUGCGCGUGCGCCUGCACCUGCAUCUGACCCUGCCCCCGCCCGUGAUCCUGCCCCAGCCCCUCACCCUGCCCCUACCCCUGUCCCUACUUCUACGGUUGGGUCGGUCCCUGCUCCUCUCCCUGUAGUUCAGGUGGGGGACGGGGUGGAGUCUGUGCGGAGUAAGAAGGCAAAGGGGAAAUCCAAACAUAGUAAGAAGCGGGCCUUUGAGGCCGCAGAGCUCACACCCAUUUCGUCUGAAGUGGAGCGUGGGGCUCGGGGAGGUGCGCAAGCAGACGGGGCGAUGGAAACAGAAGGCGCCGCCCCAUCGGUGAAGCCUGCACCUGUGUGCUCCUCCAGCGUGAAGAGGAGAAGGGAACGUUCCCGCAAGAGGGCAGGGGAUGUAGAUGCGGGGGAGUCCCAGGAAGGGGUGGGAAUCCGGGUAGGGGUUGGUUCUAAACCUGAGUCCUCAGAUGUAGCCACCAGUCCUGCGGUAGAUGGUGUGGUUGUGCAAAAAGCUUGUGAUAGGCCUGUUUGCACAAAUGAGGCAGCCCUGGAGGCCUCCACCCAGGACCUACAAGUCAGCGCCUCUCUGGAGGCCAGUGUACCGAAUAGUGUAAGAGGAGACGAGGCAAAGCUCUCUCAUUCUCAGCACCAGGCGGCUUAUGAAUCCCUUGGACCAAAGGUGCCGGGUUCCCCUCUAUGCCUGCCCCCUAGGGAGGACGAUAUUCUGUGCACAUCGACCCCAGCAAUAAAUGACUUGCAGGGAGUCCCUGGGGAUUGUCUCUCCGCUGUCGCAAAUGUGGAUGAGGCUGAUGCGACGGUGGAGCAGGCAGGCUCGACUGGAGAACGGAUCUGCCUGGCAGGUGACAGCGCAGGCGGGAACCUGUGCAUCACUGUCUGCAUGCAGGCUGCUUCGUACGGCGUCCGACUGCCGGACGGCAUUAUGGCUGCCUACCCAGCCACCCUGCUCCAGGCCACUGCCUCGCCGUCCCGUCUCCUCACCUUCAUCGAUCCGCUGCUGCCUCUUAGCGUCCUCUCCAAGUGCCUCAGUGCCUAUGCAGGUCUGGAGCCGGCAGCCAACUCCUCGUCCUCCUCAUCCUCCUGCACUUCGUGCACCCCGGAUAAAGUAGACCCCCUCAGCGCAGUACGCAACGACACAGCCAUGAUCCUGAGGGAGAUACGCCUGGGGGCUUCAGCCUGGAUCAACUCCCUGCUCGAGACCCGCAGGGUGGGCGGCAGACCUGUGGCGCUGCAGUGGUGGGCUUGCCUCAGGCGACCUCUGAACCUCUUGGUACUUCUGCUACGUCUCAAGAGGCCUGUGGUAUCUAACUGUCUAGCUUCUGACGCUCUGAGGAAGAGCUGCUCGGAGGCUGCACUCAGCAGACCGUGCACCAGUGGCUCCCUGCUGGACUCCCAGCAUGACUACGUGAUGAGCAGGACCUGCGAGGAGGAGUCCAGCCCCUCCUCCAGCGAGGGGGAGCUGGCGGCCGGAGUGGUCGACGGGAGCAGUGGGGCAGGGCCAGACCUCAAGCUGGGUGCCGAGGACGAGGAGGAGGAGUGGACCACCGGGGCAUCCAAGUUCCCCAAGGGCUUCCAGCCUCUACGCAGUGGCUCAGGGAACAUUGAAUUGCGUACGUCUGCCAUUGAGAGCAACCCCUUCAUGUCCCCUCUGCUGGCCCCUGACCACAUGUUGAAGGGACUGCCACCUGUACACCUCGUGGCCUGUGCACUGGACCCGAUGCUGGAUGACGCGGUGAUGUUCGCCCGGCGGCUGCGGGCGGUGGGGCAGCCGGUGUCCCUGCGAGUAAUAGAUGACCUGCCACACGGUUUCCUCAGUCUGGCCCCGCUCUGCCGGGAAACCAGGGACGCCUCCCGACUCUGCGUGGAGAAGAUACGCGAGGUCUUGCAGGACCAAAGCCGACCCCCAGGUCACGAAGCCGAUCGACUGAGAGAUGGGGCUUUGGAAGAUAGAUAACCCUUCCCCUUCGGCUCAUCAGCGUGGACCCUACCCCCAGGUGCAGGCGACUGUGAACAGCCGAGAGACGGAGAUGCGCCUCGCGUCCCGGGGUGCCAAUGCUCGCACGGAGGCGGGUUUCGACCUCUCCCGAGCUCCGGCCGCUGGGCGCUCCUGUUCGUGAAUCGCUGUCGAAUUCUUCUGAGACACUGGAGAGAGACUGUGAAUGCAGGAAAUCUGGAGCAACACCGAUACAUAUACACACACACACACACAGUCCUGCAUUACCUCUGCGGGCCAGGCAGCGUCUGUGGAGGGAACAUGGAUAGGCGACGUUUCGGGUUGAGACCCUAACUCGGGACUGUGUUGCUCGGUUCCUGAAUAAAGUGGGAUGGGGUUGGGAGCGUGCUGGAAAUGCGCUCGGUCCAAAGUACCAGACCCUUCCCUGCGCUCUACAGCGGGGCAGUGACACACUAAUUCAUUGAGUCCCUGCUUGACCUCCCUACCUGAGACGGGGGGAAAGGGAGUGGGCAUGCGGUUAACCCCGGACUAACGCGGGCCGCUGCUAUCGGAUACAAGUCCGUGGUUCUGUGUGUCUGUGAAUGUAGCUGUGGCGGUUCGUCUGUGUACGCCCAUCCUGCUGCGUUUGGGCUUCACACCUCUGUCUAAUGGUCUGUAUGUGUGUGUCAGUCUGUGGUUCUGUUUGGGUGGACACGUGCGAGUAAGCGUUUGUCUGUUUCUGUCUGGCUCCGCAUUUAACUGAGUGCACUCGCUUGUGUGCGACUGUAUUUGCACCUGUGAAUCUCUUGUCAUUUGACCGAGUCUGUGUUUGUCUGUUUGCGAGCCUGUCUGUACUUCAGUCUGUGUUUGUCUGUGCAUAUCGGCGUUUUACUGAGUUCAUGUUUGCCUGCACUUCAUUGCGGUUCUGUGUGCCAGUGUUUCAUUGUGUGUGUGUAAGCCCGUGUACGUAAUUGUGUUUUAAGAUCAUAAGAGAUGGGAGCAGAAUUAGGCCAUUCAGCCCAUCGAGUCUACUUGCUUUUGAACGCUCGAUUCCACGUGGGUGUUUCUCUGUUCACGAGCAACAGUUAGGUCGGUCGGUCUCUCUCUCUCUCUCUUUCGCGCACACACACACACACACACACUCACUAUCUCUCUCUCUCUCUCACACACACACAGUAUGGAGGUAUCCUCUUCUAGGCAUGGUUUGUUUUCACGUCGUCCCCCCCCCCCCCCCGGAGCUCACUUUCAUGCUGUAUGGGUUCCAGUAGACGCCUGAUUCAGCGUUUCUCCUGAUGUCUGCGAACGUCACUCUGUGAAUGUAGGGAUCUGACACUCACGCUGCUUUUUUUACGUGUGAGUUCGUCUGGGGGGGCAUGAACUUCCGCACGUGUUUAUCUGUGGAGUUCUUGUCUAUGUGUCUGUGAGCAUUGGCGUUGCAUACUGAUUAUUGGGGACUUGUAUAAAGUUGAAACAAUUUUGUUUGUAAUACUUCUGACUUUGAACAUUCUGUGCUGCCUGAAGCCUCUCCCUGUUGAUGUAUGUGUCUCCUCUCCCACCUCCACCUUGUGUGUGGUGUGGAGUUUGCAUGUUCUCCCUACGAACACAUGAGUUCCCCCGGGUGCUCCCUCCCAUACUCAACGAUGGUCUGAGUUUACUGGCAUCCCCUGCGCACCUGAGACCCGGGAUACCCAGACCUCGGUAUAGGGAUAUCCCACCAACUCCCCUCUCCCGCCCAUUGCACCGGCAGGAUAAAGCGGAUCGGGUCUCCUAUCUCUGAUGACGCUGAGACCCCCGGUCGAUCUCCGCUGGGCAGGGAAACGUCUCCCGCCCAACACCACAUUCCGAAUCGGGCGCUCCCUCCCAAUCCGUAACGGGGUGGAGGGUGGGGCGAGGUUUCGCGGGGCGGGAAGAGGGAAAACCUCGGGAGCUCGGCGGAGGAAUUCGACCGCCUUUGCAUCUGGCUCCUAGGAAUCUUAGAGUGGAGGGAGCGGGUUAUCCAUUGAGAACUGGGGCUGCGCGCUCGGGGACCCGGCGGCGAAAGGAGAAUCCCACCCCCUUAAAAUUAAAAAAAAUAACUACCUCAGAGAUUCUCGCUUCAUCAUCAGCUCACUGCCUCCUCCCAGGUGAACACCCCAGAAGGUGGGAAAACGGGCCGGGGGCGUGGAAACAGGCCAGUGAAAAGCUGUGGUUGUAGGUUGAACAUUUGUACAUCAAAACGGUAGGGGAAGGAGGGAAGGCAUGAGGAGUAAAGGGAUAGAUUAAAUGGAUCAAGAUUUCGAAUGAAUGGAUGGCGGG
Molecule: messenger RNA, 5562 nt
Organism: Mobula hypostoma (lesser devil ray)
Lineage: Eukaryota; Metazoa; Chordata; Chondrichthyes; Myliobatiformes; Myliobatidae
Gene: lipeb
Product: lipase, hormone-sensitive b
Exons: 6
Coding region: 637-3288 (883 amino acids)
Biological process (GO): cholesterol metabolic process; triglyceride catabolic process
Cellular component (GO): cytosol
Molecular function (GO): triacylglycerol lipase activity; nucleic acid binding; zinc ion binding
Source: RefSeq, a predicted model, not a curated record